This is a messenger RNA of Xiphophorus hellerii (green swordtail), 1764 nucleotides long. It is a transcript of the gene mtg2, whose product is annotated as mitochondrial ribosome-associated GTPase 2. Gene Ontology annotation, cellular component: mitochondrion. NCBI's taxonomy places the organism in Eukaryota, Metazoa, Chordata, Actinopteri, Cyprinodontiformes, Poeciliidae. Bases 256 to 1509 code for a protein of 417 amino acids. The transcript has 6 exons. Gene Ontology annotation, molecular function: magnesium ion binding; GTPase activity; GTP binding. The record is from RefSeq and is a predicted model, not a curated record.
GACUUUUGUCCCUUCGCGGGUUCCAUAGAUGCAUUAGUUUACAGUCAAACGUGUACACCUGGUAGUGUGAAUUUAACGAAAGUAACGAAUACAUCAAAACUUUUAGAGGGCGUUGUGUAUCUCUUGAGUUCACUCGAUCAUUUUCCUAGCUUUUAUUUAUUUACUUUUCGUCUAUUUUUCUUUAUCGUAGCGGAAAUUAGACGUUCAAACAGUCAAUGUGACAAACCCGGCGUUUAUUUGUAACUCUGUGGUAGCAUGUUGAAGGGCACGACGUUGAUGCUGUUGUCGAGAGUUAAAGCAGUCUCCACUGAGGUCAUUUACAGACAGCACAUAGGUAAGAAAGCAUGGAGUUUGUUCAGUCCAAGUUGUGCGCCAGGAUCAGUGCUGUGGAGGCGGAAUGAGGGUUUCUACAGAGAGAUCUGCACAUCCACUACACUUCACGGGAAAGUCAGGGGAAGCAAGAGGAAGAAUGAGCUGUCCGAAAAGAAGUUGACACGUCACUUUGUGGACUGUCGUCGUGUGAAGUUGGUUGCUGGUUCAGGGGGUAAGGGUUCCUGCAGCUUCCACAGCGAGCCCCGAAAAGAAUGGGGUGGGCCUGAUGGAGGAAACGGUGGCGAUGGAGGAAGCAUCAUUAUAAAAGCCAACCGGUUUGUUAAAUCAUUGGCCCAAGUGAUUCCAGUUUACAAAGCAGAAGAUGGGCAGUCAGGGGGCAACAAGAACUGCUACGGUCGCAAUGGCAACUCAACCUACAUUUCUGUACCAGUAGGAACAGUGGUGAAGGAGCAGGGCAUGACCAUAAUGGACCUCGCUGAGCAUGGCCAGGAGUAUUUGGCAGUGUUUGGAGGUGCUGGUGGGAAGGGGAAUCGUUUUUUUCUCUCAAACGAGAACCGGGCGCCUAUGAUGGCGACCCCAGGCACGGCAGGCCAGGAGCGGGUUCUUCAGCUGGAGCUACGCACCAUGGCUCAUGCUGGACUGGUUGGCUUUCCAAAUGCUGGUAAAUCAUCACUAUUAAGAGCCAUCUCCAAUGCCAGGCCUGCUGUGGCGGCCUACCCCUUUACAACACUCAACCCACAUGUAGGAAUCGUUGAAUAUAGGGAUCAUGAGCAAGUUGCAGUUGCUGACAUCCCAGGGAUCAUUCGAGGUGCCCAUCUAAAUCGAGGCCUGGGGAUCUCCUUCUUACGUCACAUUGAGCGCUGUCGCUUCCUCCUCUUCGUCUUGGACCUCUCGGCGCCAGAGCCCUGGACCCAGCUGCAGCACCUGUGUUAUGAACUGGACCAGUAUGAGCCCGGUCUGUCCCAGCGGCCUCAGGCUAUUGUUGCCAAUAAAAUGGACCUACCAGAGGCCCCGGAGAAGCUAGAGACCCUGAAGAGCCAGGUAACACAGCGGGUCAUCCCAGUUUCUGCUCUGACGGGACAAAAUACAGAGGAACUCAUUCUCCACCUCAGAGAGUUGUAUGAUGGCUACCUCCAAGAUGAUAGGAGCGAAGGAGUCAAACCAGUUAGGUGGUAGAGGGCAAUAAUUAGUUAUGGACAAUUUUUAAUGUAUUUAAAUUUAUUAUAAAUAAAAAAACAAUCAACAUUUGGUGUUGCAUUCUUGACGUAUUGCUUUAUACAGUACAAAAACACAGUCUAAGUGAAUAAAAAAUGUACAGUUUUUGUAGUUCAUUUUAACGAAAGGAAAAAAUCAGAGGAAAGGCAAUUUGUUUCAGCAAUUCAAUUUAAAAAGUGCAAUAACUAUAAAAUUGAUAGUUUCAAAAAAGUAUAU